AUGGAUGCUCCCGCUCUCCACCAGACGGAAUUCCCCGACGGACUGGUAACAUCGGGCGCCGAAGAUCUCGCUGAAAUAGCGAGCUCCGACGAAGAAAGUACUGUUGCAGCCAUCCAGGGGGAUGAACAACAAUAUGAGGCGGAUAAUGAAGAGGAGAAUAUGUUCCAGCCUAGUUUGGCGGACAUUUUCCGAGACUGGAUGAUUUUGACCAAUGCCCCCUUCAGUACCAGGAAGGUGCCAGUCCAACGACGACUGCUUGGUAGCGUCUACAUCCAUUUGGAGGGCACUGGAAUUGGAACCCCCGGAUUCCAAGUCGUCCACAAAAUGAAGACAUGGUCCUGCAAGAACAUCUGGAAGGGCACUGACGUAGAUCAGAAACAGCAGUGGUCCUUGGACGGGGCCUUUAGGAACUCCAAUAGAGACCGGCGCUGGAGAAGAGUACCAAACUGCAAAAGUUCCGCUGGAUUCGACGUGCCGAAGCUCCAUCCAGGUCUUUGGAGGGCUGAAGUCGCCUACAAGCAGGUGAAGUGGUAUUUGGAGGAGAUUUGCUCAGGGCCAUUGAUAAGGCCUGAUAUAAUUGGAUCCGGAUUUGCCUACCUUGAAUGGGGCAUCUCGCGU
This is a messenger RNA of Opisthorchis viverrini, 618 nucleotides long. RefSeq lists its product as hypothetical. The record is from RefSeq and is a predicted model, not a curated record. The annotation marks the transcript as partial. The transcript is spliced from 5 exons. Lineage: Eukaryota; Metazoa; Platyhelminthes; Trematoda; Opisthorchiida; Opisthorchiidae.